CAUGUCGUGCCCUAAAGGGACCCCGUCUGUGCGCAGAAGUUGGGUCGACUUUAUACAUGUUUGACGCAAGCUUAGUAUCUAUCCUUAUUGCUGGGCUACAUGCACGGCUCAACGAAGCCAGUGACGUUUGGAACUUAAUGGUUCAAUGACUUUACAGAGAGCCGAGUCUAUAGCCAGCAGCGGUGCUGGACCUAGACUAGCAAAUCUCCCAAUUAGGACUGAAGGAUUUACCUCCGAUUCCGAGCAGGAUGAUUUAUUGCAGACUCCCUCGCUAGAGGCUGGCAUCUUUGGAGUGCUGUUCACGCUCAGCCAGGAGAAGAACCAAAACAAUAUCCAAUACCAAUGGAUAUUGCUGAAGAUCCUGCUGGACGCAUGGCAGAUCUUCACCACCAUAGUGACGCUGGGAGCCGGAUGGGACAUAAAUCCAGACAGCACGCUCUGGAAGGGCGUUGCCGUACUCAACUUCCAAUGGCUCACGAGCCUGGGUUACAAAUGGUAUGUGACCAUCUUGUAUGCCAUGGCGGGGCUUCUGGCGCUCAACCUCUCGCUGUGCGUGUGGGUGGCCUGGAGCUUCAAGGAGCAGAAGUUUGACUAUGUGUGGCCCAUCAAGCUCGUACGUGGCUUUUCGUACGUGUUUAUCCAAGUCUUCGACAUCACUAGUCUGAGCUUCUUGCAGCUGGGUAUCUCAUGCAACUACACGGGACAUUCGGGUCCGCACCUGCACAUGCAGCUCUUCCCCGAUCACAGCUGUGCUCAUGCGCCGCACAUCAUACACGCGGUGGUGUCGGGCAUAUUGCUGAUGCUGUUCGUGGCAAUGGCUAUGCUGGUCAACAUGGGCGAGGUGGAGGUCAACCCGACCAGCAGGUCACCACAGGCGCUGGGACACAGCGGCGCGGAAGUGACCGCGUUUGGGAUCAAGGCUCUGAUGACCCUGGUCGGUGUGUUCUUCGGUGAUCCCAAGGUUGCUGCCGCCAUGUACCUUGUGCUGGCGCUGUGGCUGGCGUGGGAAUACCUGAGAUGGGUACCGCACCUGCUGACCUGGGUCAACUGCCUAAAAAGCGGCGUCUCUGUUGCCAUGGUGGGGGUUGCGGGUCUGCAGCUGGCGGUGGUGCUGCUGCCGCACUCCGCCUCCCGCGCGCUCACGCUGGUGAUGGCCUACAGCAUGGGACCGCUGUUCCUGUUAGGCGCGUUUGCGGCGUACUUUCGAACCCGGAUGUACACGAGCGCGGUGCUCAAGGCGUUCAGGAACACGGAUCCCGAGGCCAUCAAGCCCAAGGACAUCUACCACUUUUCGCACCCACGGGAUGUGGAGGUGGUGGCUCGCAGCGCCCGCGUGUGGACCGACCUGUACACACUGGAGAAGACGGCAGUGCGACGGGCGGAGGAGGUGAUCAAGGCCGGUGUGGCGCUUUUCCCGGAGAAUGCCUACGUCUCCCUGGUGCACGCGAAUUUCAUGAUUGACAUGCUGGGGUUCAGCCAGACGGGCGCUCGACAGCUGGAGACUGCUCGCAAGCUAAACCCGAGCCUGAUGUGUCGCUUCAUGUUGUUUGUGAGGCAGCAGCAAGCCACGCAAAAGGCGGCAAGCAGCACUGUGGGGAAGGGUGGUAGCAUGGACCUCCUGGGCUACGUGGAGUACCAGCGCAAGCAGCGAAUGGUGCUGCGACACCACAAGGACGCGCUGCAGGCCAUGGCGAACUUCUGGCGCAUCCUGGGUUCGAGCUCCGUGUCUUUCACCUCGUUGAGCAAGUCCUUGGAGGACAUCGACACGUCCGUGUCAAAGGCCGAGACGGCGUACCGUGUGGUGUUGGAGCUGUACAACAACUCCCCUCGCCUGGUUCGCCUGUACGCCAAGUUCCUGGAGACCAUCAAACAGGACCCCUGGGGCGCUGCCGAGUACAACGAGGCAGCUGAGGAGCUCGAGCAGAGCAAGGACGAGGACGGCCAGGGACCCGCCCUGCCUGAUGGCACCCCCAUCAGCCGAAUGGACGAUGUGGAGAAGGGUGUGGUGGUUGUGAACGCCUUUGGCGACAUCCAAGUCGCAAACAAAAAGCUCCAUGCGAUCUUUGGCUACAAAAAAGGCGAGCUGGACGGCAAGAAUGUGAUGGUGCUCAUGCCGCCACACGAGGCCAAGCGUCAUCCGGCACUGCUGCGACGCUACAUCGAUUCCGGAGAUAAAGCGGCGCCGUACUUCCGGCACCCGGUGCUGGGCAUCCACCGCGAGCGGGUGGCGUUUACCGUCCGGAUUGCCGUCAGCCGCGCUUCAGGUCUGGGCGAGGACAGCGUGUUCAUAGGCAUCAUUGAGGCGCUGCCCACUGAGCCUGGAGUGGGCCGGGUGUGGGUGACGAAGGACGGCAUCGUCGUGUGCUGCGACCCGGGCUUUGUCACGUACUUUGGCUACCAACCCGACGACGUGCUGGGUAUGCAGCUGGACAAGCUGCUUCGCUCCGGCAGCUCGGGAGAGGACCUGCUGGCCACCAAGGACGUGUGGGCGGCCAGCAAGGCCAACCACGACAACAUUGAGCUAGUGCAGAGGAUGCUGGAAUCAGCAACGGACUACGGCAGCUUUUCCUCGACUGCCAGCUUGCCAACAGCCUUCACGUGCCAAGUACGGCAUAAGUACGACUUCGCAAAGGACGUCAGCAUUACCGUGCGCGCAGAGCUGGCAAAGACCUCAGUGUACGAAAUGCGCAUGAGGCUGCUCUCCGACGAGCCUCAGCUGCUGAUGGUGGUGGAGCGCAAGGGCGCCAUCCGGCACAUGAGCGGGGACCUGGCCAAGGUGUUGGGCGUGGGCAUGGUGGAUUCCUCGAGCGGCCAGCAGCAGGGACGCGGCGGCGGCGGCGGGGGUCCUCGUAACCGGGACGGCAGCGGGACGCCUGACAGAAUGGCCUCAGCGGACGGUCAGGUCAUGACGGAGCUGAUGGCCGAAAUGCCGCAACGCUCGCUUGACGACUUCUUGCCAGCGCCCUGGAACCACAUGCACCACAAGUACAGGAAGUACGUCAAGGGCGGUGCUCCCAACCUCGCGGCCGCUUGGGGGUGUCGUGCGCCGGUGAAGGACGGCAGCGGCAGCAUCGGUCCCACCAUGCGGCUGGUUGGGGUGCAUGGCAAGCCCGUGUACGUGCACGUGGCUGUUGCUUCACGCGAGGAGUCCGGGGACAUUCAACAUGUGGUCCGUAUGGCCAGGUCCUCCCUCGAGACGGCAAUCGACGAGCGCCGCGUCCGCAUGCGACUGACGGACAACGGCACGGUGCAAGAGGUUGUGCAGCUGGGCGAGUGUGCCAAGCCCCCAGCAGGCAAUGUCUCCUGCUCGGAACUCUUUGGAUUCCCAGCUGAGCAGAUGGUGGGUUGCCGCAUUUGGGACUUCCUGGCUGUUGUUGCCAACGGCAACCAGCAGCAGGCGAGCAGCACCAAGCAGGCACAGCAGCAGCAGGCAAGUCGAGACGUGCUCGCAGAGGCAGAGGCGGUGAUGGCUGGGACGCGUAGCAGCAUGACGGGGGAGAGGCGGCGUGAAUCGGGAAUUCCGCAGUUCGAGAAGAAGUACGGCGACUUCAAUCUUGCCAUGCUGGACAACAUGGUCACGAGCACCCUACAAACGCCCGGCAUCUCAUGGCGCGUGAGCGUCAUCCCGCCAGCUGCUAUCGCCGAGGCUGCUGCCAUGGGCAGUCCUGCCAGAGCUGCUGCGGUGCUGGCGCGGCGAACCCGGCACGCCAUCCUGCGGCUGGACGUUGCGCUGCCACCUCCCGGCUCCAUCCAGUCCACCCCUGGAAAGCUGACCGUCCACGCGGAGCUUUGGGCCGCUGAAGCUGUAACUGGUGUGGUGGAGUUGGACAGUGCUGGCAAGAUAGCUACGGUGCUGGAGGAGGAGAUUCGGCCUCCGGGGCUGCUGUUCGGCAUCCCGCAGGAGAGCCUGGUCGGUACACCGUUGACAACGCUGCUGAAGCUCCAGCCAGGACAGAGUCCCGUGGGUUUGUUGAACGAAAGUGGCAUUGCCAAGAAGAGCUCCCUCAAGACCAGUUCAAAGGGCAAGGCCAGUCUGAAGGUGGGCCCUGUGCACUACCUGGACGGUUUCCAUCGGGACGGCCAACCCCUCAGCCUCGCCGUGCAAGUUGUCGGCAAGCCCGGCUCAUGCAACGGCCUGGCAGUCAUCAUGCGGCUGGCGUCACGCCCCAAGGCGCCCGGGCCACCACCCGCCCCUGGCUCCGUUGCCACGACAGGCCCCGCGGGCCACAGAGGUCAUGUAUUCCUGGAUGUGGCGGCCGGACGUGGUAACGACUCCAGCGGGCAGCACUCGGGCUUUCAGCUGAAGCUGGCGCAGGUAGGCAUUGCACGACAAACUUCUUCCACGUUAACAGCUCCGGUGCAGCCUGCUAAUUCCACAACCAGUAAGGUGUCAAACGACUCGAGCCGCGCCACGGCCAAGACACCCGUGAUCAGCUUGAAGCCUCCGCUGCAGCCGCCGCCGCCACAGCAGCAGCAGUUAAAGCUCCCUGAGGCGCCGCCUGCCGAGAAGGCAGUCCCACCGCCGCUUCCGGGCUCCAGCCUUGCAGCAGGUGUGGAAGACACUCUCAAGGAGCGGUCGUCUGUGGCAGCGGUCGGUGACGAGGCAGAAACCGCUGCGGAGGCUGCUGUCUCUGCUGUAGAUGCGGCAGAAACGCGACAUUCCUCGCCCAUAAAGCCCGAGUCACCGCCCGUCACGGACCCUGCAAAGCGCCUCGCUGCUAGCCCCCGGACUGCUGCAAGGUUGGGGGAUGAUGCGGAUGGCGGAAUCGGUUCCGGCUCCGGUGGAACGAGUUCCCCGCAACUGGUGGAGGUUAAGGUGGAUGCUGCUGUGAAGGCGGAUGCGACGAUACCCGCUGGUAACGAUGCUGCUGGUGAUGGCGGCGAAGCUAAGGUGGCUCCCCGGCGUGGCUUGACGUUCGAUUCCGGCAGUGCGGCGGCUUGUGAAGUCGGCAGCCUGAAGUCGGGGAUAGGUGCCGCGACCAGCGUGGCGUUGGGCGAUCUCGGAAACGUGAAGGACCUGGAGCAGGGGAUCGGCACGGUGGACAAGUGGGUCGCCACAGGCGGCAAAUUCUACCAGAACCACACCCAGAGCACCGCUGGGUCCGCCGAUUUGGAUGCCGAAGACGAUGGCGACGACGGCUCCGGAAGCCACGCCACGUCAUCCCACUGGGCCUCCCCCAGGGCCUCUGACGCAGGUGGCAUGGAAUCCUUUACCCAACAACGCCUAGCUGAGGAACUCCCAGACGACCACCCCGCGGAGGUCGCGGUUGGCAAAUCGUUGUUGAAGGGCGGUUGGAACAACCGCCUGCACGUGGACGUUCCGGAUGCAACUGCGCAGCAGGGCCUGGGUGCUGCUGGGGGUAUUGUGGCGCUGGAGGCAGCCAACCUUCCUCAGGACGGUGCUGGCCAGGAGGAUGAUCGUGGGAGCGAUGGCGCCGAGAGUGCCAUCUCCGGGAUUUCCGGGACUUCAGGACUUUCAGAUGGCAACACGCCGGCGGACUUCAAGCGCGGCAAGCGCUACCGGAAGCUGGUCAAGCUGAUGGACUCGCCGCAGGCGCAGAAGGUUGUGGUGUGGCUAAAAAUCAACACAAGUUUGGCGUUGUUCUUCGCGGGCGCCGUACACAUCCUGUGCUUCGCGCUCAUCCUGUCCGCCAUCUCGAGGCAAUCCAAGUCGCUUGACCAGCUAGCAAGCGCUGGGGGAGCGCAGCGCUACUUGCAAAAGGCGUUGGUAGCAGUACGUGCCUUGGAUCAGGCGUACAAAGGCAAAGGUUCUGCCGCUACAUACAGCUCAGCUGACGUGCCGAUGCUCUUGGCCGACCUUACAGCGUCCUCGGACCAUUACCGGGACGUAAACAACGAGUUACUUCACAAGGUACAAGGCCUCGAAUUCUAUUACAACAACCGUGCCCUUGAGGUCGAGUCUGGCUACAACGCCUCAACUAGACUCUUCUACCCUGAGAACACAACCAUGGCUAACCUGGUAACGAUGUUUUACACAGCAACGAAUGACAUCAUCCAGAACCACGCACAAUGGAACCGAAUUGGCACCAACAUCUCGGACGUGAGGUCGGCUGCUUUCCUGUUACAAAGCGGCCAGAGCCUUACCGAAGGAUCGUACGAGAUCCUCGGCACCCUACUUCACAAUGCGGUUGACCGAACGAAUGCGGUCAACACCCUGCAACUGCUGUUCCUCUUGUUGGAGGGCUUCCUCGUCGCUGGCACGUUUGCGAUUGGCCUGGUCUACAUGUUGAGGUCUGCAAGUGAACAACGCUACCAGCUGUACGAGACCUUCCUGACCAUCCCUGUCGGUCUGACACGAGCCUUGGCGUCCCAGACCACCCACUUGCUUGACGAUGACGAGUCAGAAGAUGAGGAGGACGAAGAUGGCGGUGGCAGCCAGACCAAGGAGCAUCCCGAUGAUCCCGUCUCGCCUGCCGCCAAGCGCAAAACGCUGUUCGAGGAUUCCACAGGCGCCUCCAAUGAUCAUACCGGCGACAGCAUGCGAGCAGCCACCGGGUCCCACGGCGGGGCAGGUACGCAGCCGCACGGCAGGCCGCACCGGGGUUCCGUUGUCGAGUACUCGCCGCUCAUGGGAGCAGCUGGCGGUGGAGCCGGCGGCGGCGGCGGUCACCCACAUCCUGGAAAUGUUGGUCGGAAGUUGGCUCGUAUGGAGGAAUCGCUGCGACAGCUCGCAGUUGCUGGGCGCGACGACUCACCGCUGAUGGGCUCCAUGGGUCACCAGCAGCAGCAGGCAUUUGGGCAUCGGACAUCCGGUGCUGGGGCAACCAGUGUGCGUGAACCUCUUGGUUCGGGGUUUCACCCGACCAUGCCACGCACUGGCUUUGGUGGCUGGUUGUCGCGAAUGAAGAGCAGGAUUUGGCGCUCAAAUGCGGUACAACCGCUGCCCUCACCGACGCGAGGCGGGGAGCAUCAUCGCACGCUGGAGCGGAACAGCAAAAUCGCCAACAAGAUGCUGGCCAUCGUGGCGACAUACUCCUUGCUGAUCAUCCUCUUCUACAGCGUGGAUUAUGCCAUACUGCUUCGUGCAAAGGACAUGGUGGCGAUGCAAGCUGUGGCUGACGAAACAGCUGAGCGGACCUAUCGCAGCGUCUUUUACGCGCAGGAGCUCGUGUCGGAAGAGAAGGCCUCAACUAUGCCAUCCCGCGUGCAAGCCGUGCUCAACGCUACGUUGGCUCUCCGGAACUCGUACUUCCUAGCUCGCAUGGGUGCACAAGCUCGCGACACCAUUGGAGACGUAGUGGAUCAGUAUCGAUGGAUCAGCAGCCAUGGCCUUGUAAAGGAGUCAGCAAACUUGUUCAAGCUAUUUUAUGGUCAUGGCAUCUGUCUGCGGCUUUCAGAGCACAUGCCCUGCCCGUUGGACACCUACCGCUUCUUUCGGGUAACGCACUCGGGCGCAGACGGCAUGAUGCUGCAGUUGCUGGCGGAGCUGCAGAGCUUGGCAGAAGAGGCAUCGGCUGCGGUGGCUGCAGGCAACAACACACGAGGAUUUGGGAGCGCCCACUGGGACUACAUAUACAACGUAGCCACGGUGGACCUGAAUGACGCCAACCUGCGGAUCAGCUCAGAGCACCUUAGCGACAUCCGAGGUGUUUUUAAAGUUGUGGUGGUGAUGCACGUGGUGUUGUUCCUCCUGGUAGCCGCCGUCUUCUUCAGCUUCCUGCUGCUCGUGUACAUCCCUCUUUUGCACCGAAUGAAGAAGGAGAAACGGCGCAUUGCCGAGAUGAUGAGUCAGCUGCCGCCCGAGCUGGAUGUCAUGCGGCUCGUGAGUACGGCACUGAUGGGGCCCAAGGCGGGCGGCCACGGGGGCGGCCACCACCACCAUCACCACCACAACCUGAACGCGCACACGGGCACAGUAACUGAACAGUCCGUGGGUGCUGGCAACACGCCGCCUUCCACCAACACGGGCAUGGCACCGGGAGCGCAUCCCAGCUCGAGCGGGGCCGGCGGCAGUCCGACCGGUGCUGCCGCGAGCGGGGGCAGCAAGGCGUACCAGGCAUGGAAGGACAUCCUUAACAGGGCAAGCACCAUUAGCAACCCAACAACUUCGGCUAACGGCGGCGGGCCUCAUGCCGGUCCCCUGGGAGGGCCGCACGGUGGGCCGCACGGAGGGCCUCAUCCCGGUCCGCAUGCAGGCUCUGGCGGCUCACAUACACUUAUGGGGCACAACAGCAUCCGGCGAACCAGCCUGAAAAAUAUGACCCUGCCGUAACGGGCUAACAUGAACCUUGCCGUAACAGUUCUGUACCGCGUAACGCCGUGCCGUACAAGGAGGACUACUUACCAUGGAAGGAGGAUAUUUAGCAGGAGGACGUCCUGCAUUUGAGACGCAUCUUUGUUUCUUGGAGCAUUUGGUCGUCACGCUGUGGCAAAGAGCUUCUCGUGAACUGUUGCGCCGAGAACUUUGUGUCAAGGAGCUUGUCGGCUACUGACUUCAGAGAGCCGUGCAGCGCAUGCAUGGUAGGAAAGAUUGCGGAGAAGUCCGCCCUCGGCGCCCGUUUGCCAAGUUGGGAAGGAAACCAUUGCUAUAGUUUUAUCCACAAGUAACUUGGGGCUUCUUUUACGCAUGGCAGUAAGGGACAUGAGCGCUUUGCUAACAAUGUGCCCGCAUGCUGUGCGGGCUAGCUAGCAGCGUCUUGUCACUUAAACAUGUAGCGCUUAAUGUUCGUAUGCUUUGUUACUUGUUAUCUGGUUACACGCGUGGACAAAACCCUAAACGUUAAAUGCUACCCGUUUUAAGUACUUUGGACAUAACGUGCUUCCUGCGGAGCAGAGCAAGCAAACGUCCUCUUGUUUGUACUAAUGGAUGCUUGUGGGGCCCGUUAAUGUUGCUUAGUUGGAAGGCGAUGACGGUUUGACGCCGUUUAAGGAAUUUUUGUCACUUCAUAGCGCAGGGUACGUAAUUCAUGAGUGGUAUUGAGCUUGUAAAUGAGCUACAAUGCAUAUCACUGCCAAAUAUACAAUAAUGAGAGGGUUUGUGAGUGCGUUUAUCAGUUUCGAGUCGUAUUGGCAUGGCGAGUGCUUUGGAUUUUUAGAACGGCCUUGCUUGUGUGAUAGGACAGGGGCGCCCCAAGCUGACAUUGCCCUGUGCUUGCUACUCGCCUACCUUUCCUAACAGUCCUACCUAAACAAGCUGUACACAUGACGUGCUACGUACGUGUUCCUCGUGUAAUAAUGUUGUGUGAGAAGGGCUACCUUCUGCUGUCAUGAACGUUGGUGGAACGCUACCUUUGUAGGGUGCUAUCUGAGGCGCGGGACUUGUGGCUAAUGAAGGCAGCUGCUAGUGGAAGCCCUGAUCCACGAAUCUGCAGACAUU
This is a messenger RNA of Astrephomene gubernaculifera, 9337 nucleotides long. The record is from the annotation of a GenBank genome assembly. NCBI's taxonomy places the organism in Eukaryota, Viridiplantae, Chlorophyta, Chlorophyceae, Chlamydomonadales, Astrephomenaceae.